Molecule: messenger RNA, 12832 nt
Organism: Gadus chalcogrammus (walleye pollock)
Lineage: Eukaryota; Metazoa; Chordata; Actinopteri; Gadiformes; Gadidae
Gene: dusp3b
Product: dual specificity phosphatase 3b
Exons: 4
Coding region: 11902-12456 (184 amino acids)
Biological process (GO): protein dephosphorylation; negative regulation of MAPK cascade
Cellular component (GO): cytoplasm
Molecular function (GO): MAP kinase phosphatase activity; protein tyrosine/serine/threonine phosphatase activity
Source: RefSeq, a predicted model, not a curated record
UGGUGGUGGUGGUGGUGCUGAAGAGGAUCCAGGCUGUGAACUGCCCGCCGCCUCCUCCUCCUUCUCCUCCUCAGCUUGAUCUUGAGUCUAUAGAAGUACAAAAUAUAUCAUUAACUCUAAACUCAAACACAACAUUCUUUGUUAAUAAAAUAUUUUCAUUGGUGAGAUGGCGAGGAUUGUGGAUCCAACUGUAUUUGACUGAGGACAGAUGUAGGUUGCUAGUGAAAGAAGAUUGGCUUUCAGUCUUGUACAGUUUAUUUCUAAAGUAUGUUUGAUUAAAAGUGUUUCAAUAGACCCGGUGAAUAGGUAGAAACGACAGCAAACAUCUCGACAACAUUAAUAAUUUUACAAAGCCGACAAAAAAGAUACUUGCAUCAAAGUUGGAAGAGGUGUUUCGGUGUCUGAUGUGCACCUUCAGCCACGCCAUUUGUGUCAAGAUGGUAUGUUCUGGGCCCCCAGCAGCAUCCCCACUCUUCUUGGACUUGCCCUUGUUAUGGGCUCGGACAAAUCUGUCCCUGGCAAGAUUCCAUUUAUUCUGCACAGUUUUCACAUGCAGUUCCACAGCAAGCGCUAUUUCCUCCCAUCUUUGUUUGUCGCGAUGACCCGGCACGGUAGAAUCAAACGGGUGGAUAUACCCCCUCACCAACACGCAGAUCCUCUCCUCCAAAUUUUCCGCCAUUUUUAGAUGUCCCGUUCUCUCUUCUUUGUUUGGUUUAUAUUCGCGAAUGGUCUGACUUCUGACUCUAUACUGCCGCCUCAUUUUCCGGUGGUAUUGCUCCGUUUCUCCCGGAGCACUCCGGAUUCGUAAGCUCAGAGGCGACGGGCCCAUUGACGGAUGAAACGCCUCCGGGACCGGACGAAACGGUCCGUAGCCGUAUUUACCCUAGGGUGUGAAUCAGAGUUCCCGUUGUCCGGUAAUUACUGGUCUUUGACCGGAAAAAAAUGAGGAGGACCGAAAAUUCUAAAUGUCUCCGGUCAGAAUGACCAAUUGGAAAUAAGGCCCCGUCCACAAGGAGCUGAAACAGGCGAAAACGAUCCGGUUUCGUUUAAUGCGGAAUAUUCAAGGCGCUGGUUCUCCACAGAAAAAAGUGGAGGAGAUUCAACCUUCUAAAUUGAGCAGGAAUACUUUUGAAUGUGUUCAUUUGAAUUGUGUUUAAAUAUGCUACAGUAGUCAUUUGUUUAGCCAAUUCAUUUAAAACAAUGAGGGUUUUGAUUGUAGUGUUGCCUGUGUGAUAAAAUAAAUAAGUUGUUACAUUUCGUGCACUCGCUCAAAUUGAUCGCUAUAGACUACCGUAGGUUUAUGAACUAAACGGCGGCAAGCUAAAGAAGGCCGGCGGCAAGCUUUGCGGAGUACCGGUAUUUAACAACCAUGGCGAAUCAAAAUAUGAUCACACACUUUUUUUCCAAUUUGACCGGUAAAAUGAAACCUUCCGGGUCACAAACAUGACCGGCACCAAUUUCUGGUGUGAAUGGGCCUUAACUGGUGUGAAUGGGCCUUAACGCCACGAGGAUUAGAGUAAACUAAGGCUCGAUCCCAAUACUUUGAUCGUUUCAAAAUCUCAGCCCUACCCCUCGCUGUGGCGUGUUCACGCACCGUGGAGCCAUGUCCCAAAACCAGUUUGAAGGUAGCAUAAGGGCUAAGGGGGAGGGCUAACAUCCCCUCCUUAUCGAGAUUUUCAAUGGGCACACUCAAAGCGCUUCAGUUCUGAUUUGCUCCCACAAUACCUUGCGAGAAAACGGAAAAUCAAGAAAUAUCCUAGACAAGAUGGAGGGCGAAAAGAUGGGACAGGAUUGGAAAAAUACAGAUGCAAGUGUUUUCUCUGUAAUUAAAUAUUAAUUAUUUUAUUAAUUAUACUCUGCAGCCCGGCCGCGGCCUGCGGUCGGGGAGCUGCCGGGCUCCCCGGCCGCGGGGUUCAGUGUUUCUCAUUUAAAUAUAGUGUUUCUUCUAAAGUGUUCUUGUUCUUAACCGAUUUUUACCUAAUACCACCUUUAACAUGUAGCUAAGUGACAUUCAAAAUAAAGGUAUAUUAACUUCCAACUUCCAAAUCUAUAUAUGUUCAAUAGUGGACUCUGAAUAUCGACAUACAUUCAAUGGUGAGAAAAAAUACAACUUCCAACUUCCAAAUCUAUAUAUGUUCAACGGUGAGUUUGUCAGUGUCACCCAGAUUCAGCCAGAACUUACACUGCCCAAUUUGGAAUUUUUGUCAGUGUCACCAUUGAACAUAUUUCGAUUUGGAAGUUGGAAUUUGUCAGUGUCGCCAUUGAACAUGUGUCGAUUUGGAAGUUGGAAGUAUGACCAUUGAACAUGUGUGGAUUUGGAAGUUAGAAGUUGGAAUUUGUCAGUAUCACCCAGAUUCAGCCAGACCUUACACUGCCCAAUUUGGAAUUUUUGUCAGAGUAUCACCAUUGAACAUAUGUAGAUUUGGAAGUUGGAACCUUCCCAAUUCCGACUUUCGACUUCCAAAUCUACACAUGUUGAAUGGUGACACUAAGUCUUUAACAAACGAAUAAACUAAACUAUAAAGAAAUUAUAAAUAAACUACAAGUAUUUAUAAUUUGUCAAAAUCAAAACAUGGUGACAAACACACCAACAUCUACAGGGUUUUAAGUAUAUUCUAUGUAUAAUAUGUGUUGAGAUUAAUUUGACCAUUACUUUUCCUAAUUAAAAAUGUCACUUGAUCAGUAAACAAGACGAUAAGACGGUCAACAAUCAAACAUUUAUUUAUUAAUACUAUGACAAUGGAACAUUUAGCGAACAACAACCAUCUCCUGGCUCCUUCUUUUGUUAAAAAGGCAACAUUGGACCAUUUAGAUAUGCCUUAAAUGCUCCGUGUAUGUGGGUGACAAACUGUGGAGGUCCUCUUCCCAGAAGAACAAAUUUGAAAAGAGUUCGGAGGGUUGGGGCUGUGGACUCGGUGCCACAGUCGGCCCAGUGUUCAGGCACUCCUCCCACCUAUACCCUUGCACUGAGGCGGGUGAUGCAGGUGACCUUGGUGCGGACGGGGUCUCCCUGUCAAGGCAAUGUGUUAUUCCAGGACUGGGGCUGGCAAGUGCGGCUGAAGAGGUGGCCUGCGCUGGAGCCGUGCUGCUAUCAUGCUGCAGGGACAUCGUGGCCUGCAGCUGACGAACUGCCAACUCCAGCCCUUCCACUCUUCUCCAGUGCAGUGCAUGUCAUGCACUGCACUGCACUGGAGAAGAGAGUGGAAGGGCUACCCACUGGAUGGAUAGGCAUGAGGGCAGGGGUGGAUGGGGAGGAAGCCAGGAAUCCAGCGGCAACUGGUCCUGGAGAAGGUGGAGGAGGGGCCGAUGGAGAGCGCAUGGGGGUUGAGCGGGUCACAUCCAACCUGGACACCAUUGAUAAAGUUGGGCUUGUUGCCCUCAGCUCCCUGAGCUUCUCCACAAUAAGCCGCUGCUUGGACAGAAGCAUCUGCUCUUUGACCUCCUGCAAGUUUACUAAUCACGGCAGCACAGCAUCGCUCAGUCCAUUUAAAUAAACACUUACUGAUGCUCUUCUGAGUAUUCACCAGCUUUACCGCUUGUCUGUGCUCCGCGGCAUGAACAAACUCGUCCCGCUUCUUGGAGGAGAAGCAGAUCACUCGUUUGAAGUCCUCCCGUCCAGUCUGCAGUGUGGCCUCAAAAUAUCGCCUGCUGUCUUCAUGGGAGACACGGCGUGUAGAUGUCCUGAAACUGUCUCCCAGUCACUCUUCGGUUGCUUCCUUGGACUUGCCAUGUUGCGAUGUGAUCUUGGGGCAGUGGCUUGGGCUACAAAUGUAUGCACAAAAUCCAGAGUUCUCACGAGAGCACAACGCCAGCAAAUUAACCAAUCACAUUGGUGUUUCUGAUAAGGGCGGCCCAAAAGCGUUGCCGUUCUUUCAAAGUGUCUGGAUGGAAAUACUUCACCUCAAUGACGAAAUAAUUUGUAAAAAAACGUUCAUUAUAGGUCAAUUUAUCAACCAGGCCCCCGGGAAUACUGCAUACUUGCGCAAUCCACCAGUGCUCAGCGGCCAAGCCUGGUUGAUUUAACGAACUGUGGACGGGCCCCCCGAUUUCUCGGGGUCCGGAAGUACAUAUCCCCGUUUACUAUAAUCAAAACGGCGAACAGGAAUGCGUCUCUGCAGAGAUAGUUAUUCUGGAUAUCAAUCAAAGGCUUAUAAUUAUCUUUAUACGAUGUACUUAUAAAAUGUACGUUUCCUCUUUUCAAAACGCCGCCUCAAGUGUUGCCUUUUAUUUUGUGCAGAAGAUGGAGCGGUGGGCAGCUGAAAGGAGUCGUAGUGAAACAAAUGGCAUCCGAGAGGGCCCAGUGCCCCUUCCAUUAACCUAACAGUUUUUAGAGAAAUUUCUAAAGAUCUUAAAGGUCGAUGUGGUAUUGCUAUAUAUAUUGCAGGAUUUCAAAAACAAUAUAGAUAUUGUUCUGAAUACCCCUAUGUAUUUGUGUGAUUUGUUAAUUCUGUAAGACAGACGAUAAUGCGCCCUUAACACUAGGUGGGGAUAGUAAUGAGACUGUACUAGCUGAACACCGCUGGCAGCCUGCAAUGGCCAUGACAAAGUAUCCUGGCUCAGUUUGCCGCCUUUGCAUUGCAUGUAGAAUUGCUUACGAUAUUUAGAAAAAGAUUUGCCUACACACGUUUACUUCUUGUGUUCGUUCCAGGCACGGCGUCAGGAUUCCAGUUGUGGGUGGGCCAGACCAAUUGUGGGUGGUCCUUAAAUUAAAAAUGUCAUCAAAUCCCUGUUUAACCUAAUACAAAUGACUGACUAAUAUACUGUUAUAUUAUCUGUGCAUAAUAGAUUUUAAUAGCUUGAUGCUCAUUAAUAUUUUGUUGCAUUGUAAAAGUUAUGUUGCAUAGGACGGACCCAUCCGCGAUCGCUCUCCUUGGAUCUGAACAAAGAGCACUUUUGGAAUCUCAAUUACGCAUCAUGCUUUAGCGCGUCACUUUAUAGACCUAAGGCCUAUAGAUGGACUGUAAAAGUGGUCAGGAAUCGAAUAUUUCCCUCUUAGUUUAGUUCUGCUCGUAUAACCGGCCGACUAUUUCAUAAUUCUGUUGAAUUGUUUAAGUUUUCAACAAUAUUUCGAUAUCGCAACAGACUGACUGAGCUUGGCUUACAAGAACAUGCAUUCAAAUUUAGGCUACUACGAGAUAAUAACUAAUACAAUAGUCUGCCGCCAAUUCACGGUGCUCCUAUUUGCUGUUUUAAUUCGGUUUACACUGGAAAAGACGCGUUCAACUGAACAGGAUGUCAUUGGUAGUGUAAUCAGAGCUUGAAAGCAUAGAUAUUCUGGAAAACGUCCUCAUGGCAUAUGUCCAUCACUUCAAGAAUACUUUUGAGAUGAUCUCUGUUUUUCUUCCUCUCUGAGUUUCACAAACACUGCGAGCUCCGACUCUGAUAUGGUAUAUCUGGAAGCGCUUUCCUGUAUCAUUGAGAGAGUUCGCUUUAGCAGCCAAAGUGGUGUCAUUUUUAUCGAGGCUAGGGGACUUCAGGAUUGCUGCCGAUGCCAUGAGCCCAUAGGUGUCACUGUGGAAUCGGGUGUUGAGUUCAUUAAGCUGGCAGUCUAUUAGCGCGUUGGAAAUGUUGCGCAGGUCACUGUCACUCUCCUCACUCUUGUCGAUUUCCCCAACGUGCAUGUGACGAUACUUCCCUCAAAUCGGCCUGGGAGAUUUCUUGAGCGGGAGGGCAAACUGGGUACAUCCCAGUUCUUGACAUCAUGAUCCUCCGUCAUCUUAUUUGUUGUUGCCAAGAUGUUUAAGAACGCACAGUCACCUGAGCGCAUGUCUGUCAGAUCUUGUUUGAGGUUCUUGUUCAAAUCAAUCGUGUCUGUCACUGAUGCGUUGAUGGACUGGAGGCUAUAAGACGUGAAGUUAAAGGCUAUAUUGCCAAAGCGAAAAAAUAACUUCACAAGGUGUCUUUUUAUAAUUACCAUUCGUAGCGUUGAUUAGCAGAUAAAUAAUAGUCACAAUAGUCUGUUCCCUAAAAAUAGGAUGACAAUUAAAUGUGAAACAGCACAGUGAUGAACUAAAUAUUAUUGUUAAAGCUAAUGUCUCUUACUUCAAAAAUACAAGAACAUCAGUUUCCCGUGCGAAACUGACUUUCCUUGUCUUCUUCUAAGAUGAAACAUAUAGAGUACAAUGAUGUGAGAAUUAUAUUUUUGAAAAACUAAAUUUGAUGGUUUGGUUGACAGACUGGUGUUAUGGAACAGCCUCGCUCGCGCUGCUGACAGCUGCGGUAGGACGGCGGGCAAAACUUGUUGCUGCGCGCAUUUUCAUACUUUCUGUGUAGUCGCUGGGAUGGUAUGUUUUCAGAUGUUGAAAUAAAUUAGUUGUGUGUCCCAAUUAUGCUGGCACCGACCGACGGCAUAAUUUACAUAGACAUUAACCGCAAAACUGCGAUCUGAAUAUUGUUUAUUUCUGCUGUGUGUUUGGCUGUUGGGUAAAUCCAUAUAAGAACUGUUUGUAUUUUAUUUAUUUUAUUAUAUCAAGCAUUUAUGUGUAAUGCUUAUCGUCGUAAUCGACGUUAGUUUUAUCGCGAUUAAUAACCGUAAUCGAGUUAUCGCCCAAUACAUACAUUCAUACAUACACACGUACCAUCCUUCAUUCAUUCACGCCUCUCAACCAAACGCUCAAGGAGAGAGAGGAAACGGUCAAACCGCUCCCUUGACUCCACCUCUCUCCUCUCAUCCGCCUGCCGCUGGUAAAGGAUAUCCUCCCUCACCAGAAGCAGGAAGGGAUCCUCCCUCCCUCUUCUCCCUGCCCCGGCCCCUGCUGCACCCGCUGCUCCUUCCCCUGCGGCUGUCGCUGUGCUGGCUCCUGCUCUCCCUCCCCUCACCUCCUCCACUCUGACCCUAACCUGGCCUGGCCUGGCUGGGAGAGAGCCCACUACCACUGGCGGUGACACGGCUGCUGAGCUGCCAAUGAGCUCGUCCAUUAAGGCAAACCAGCGCCAUGUCCCUGCUGUGGGCCUGCCAUCCUCCGUGCCUUGACCUGAGGCAGGGCACUCGCAAUCCUGACAAUAAAAAUAUGAUAAACAACUAGGCCACUAGCAAUCUAAUAUUUCCCUGUUAUACCUACAACUAGGGCACAGCAAGAAGGCACUUAAUGUCAAAACAAUAUUGCUGUCAUCUUACUCCUCACCUUAUAUUUUGUUUUAAGGUUAUCCCACUCUCUUUUGGCCUGCAGUGGGGUCACCCGGCCUGUCAACUCUAGCUGUUCAAUCAAAGUGCUAAGAACACAAGUCAAUUAUAUAAAUUACAAUUAUAUACGUUCAUUAAAAAUUACAAACAUUGCAAAUGAUCGGUGGUGCAUUUAUUAACAACAUUGGAUCCCAAAAGAGCUUCUCACCGAUAGCCAUUAAUGGCAGCAUCCCGUCCACCUGUAAACAGAUGUUGGUGCGCUUCAUCAAACAUUAUAAAUUGAGUUGCCCUUUUCCCAUCUGACACCCCAGCGGCAUAGUUUUUUAGUGUGGUGACGGCCAAUGCCUCCUCAUCCGAGAUGUGCCACUCCUUCACCUUCGUCUGUUCUCGCAAAAUUACGACUUUGACGGUGUUGGUGUAUAGCUUCUCAUAUGUCCUUUUGUUGAAAGCCAUUUUCUGAAAAUAAUUUUAAUCAAUAUAUCUAUGAUGGCUCUGACUGUAGGAUGCUAAUACACAUGUAACAUUAGCAUGAGAAUGGUCAGGAAAAUGUACUUCUCUGUUGCGGUCAGGAUCACAAUUCUGCACAUGUUCAGCUUGCGUUUUGAGCGGAAACUCACCAGACUUACUCCACCUUACUUUAGCCGCUUGGGAUCUUUUGCUUUUCUUUGGCAUCUCUUCAGCGUGAACUACAGGGAGCGUGAAAAAAGGGAGUGACAAUAGGUAGAGAAGGAGAUUUCUCAAAACAAACCAGUUUGUAGUGAGAUGGUGCUUUCUAUUUCAAAAAUAAAGAUUUUUUUUUUUUUUUUCAAGGGUCUGUUUUUUUCAAAGGGUCUGUUUGUUUCAAGGGUCUGUUUGUUUGUUUGUUUUUCUUGUGCAUUUCCGGAGAAAUUAGAAACCAAUCAAGAUAGCGGUAAAUAAGGUAGAGAGAAAUAGGGUAGAGACAGGUAGAGGAUAGGCAAGCCGUUUUACUGAGCGGUCUCAAAAAAGAGACAACUUAUACUUAGUUAUAAUGAUAAAAGGCAGACAUACACACAAGAAAAUAAUCAGUUAACUAAUGUCAGUUACAAACACUGCCCAGUAUAUAAUAGAGGGACUGCAAUACAAAUGGUUCCUCUGUGCUUAAUAUUAGCCUAUAUUAAUGAGCCCCAGAUAAUUGUAUAUUAGGGUAUUCCUCUCUUAAAUUAAUUUGGAGUAAUUUGGCCCUUUCAAAUGUAAAUAAUGUAAAUAAUAAAUGGAAAGGUAUGGCUGGGACGGUCUUGCCAAUCACUGCAUCCCACAUGGCCUGUGGAAUGACGUGUUCGUUGUCACUGGGGUCCAGGACCUCCAUGUCCCCGUCUGGGAGGGUCCUGUACCCCAUGACCUGGACCUCCUUGUCUCCAUUGAUAACCUACAGGAAAUUAAUAUAUUAGUUUUUGCUUGGACGCGCCUGUUGGAUGCAGAGUAAAAAAGUUACACCUAAAUGCUUUACAAUCAAUACAAUGUAUAGCCUAUUGUCAUUUACUCACUUCCACUGAAGUGUGCCCUGUCGAGUGGAGGCUCAGUCCCCAGCUGCUCCUUUUGGCCCGCACAUGGGUAACUCUUAUAAGGAGGCCAACCUCUAACAGUGUGAGGUUGGCCUCCCUCCAGAGUACCAAUUCCACCUCUGUAUCCCCCUACCACAAUAAAACAGGCUACGUAAGCAGUGCUUAUUAAAGGCCGACACGGAUUUUAACUUUUACUUCACCUGCUGAAAAGAUAUGCAAUUGUAUAAAAGGAGCUAUCAAAAUGAGUAAUUUAACAAAGUGACUACUGAGCACACUGUACGAUCAAUUCCUUACAUCUUUCAGCACCACGGCCCUUCGAGGCACUGGCGGGCCACCGGCCGCUGUUUGCGGGUGGAACGCACCUAGCUAAAUGGGAAAAUGGCAUUACUACCACACAACUCAGAGCUUUCUAUCUGAGCGAUGACAGUAAAACAAAGUUUCAUGCCUGAUAAGCGGUAUGAUUUUUAAGUAUAGAUUUUUCUUUUCUAAACUUUAUUCCAAUAUAGGUCACCUUUAUCCAAUACCAUUGUAAGAUGUUUAAUGACUGAUUCCAAUGUAAGCUAUAGAAAAUAAUGUCACAGAGAAAGUGGUUUUAGUAUUUUGUGUUUGUUUUUAUAGAAUUGCUGCAACCAUUAUAAGAGAGGGUUUCUGCAAACUGCCAGUCAAGGGGUUAAAUUUGAAUUAUAAUUCAACAUUUUUAAUUAUAAUUUAAUUCAAAUUAAAUUAUAACUUACUUCUUUGACCCAGGCCUGGACAGUCAGCAGCGUCGUCUCCUCGACCUCUGCCAUCUCCCGCAGAGGGACGAGCAUCGACUCGGGACAUAUUAAGUCCCGAGCCUCUGCCUCCAGGUGGGCGAGGACUUGGACCGCGGCAGCGAUAUAGGCCACGGUCUGAUGCCUUGUCAGCAUUGUUCUAAUAUCCCCGUAAUUGCUCCACCCAAAAAAUUUUAUCCUAUAAGACUUCCCCUCCUCUAUUCCCUUAGCCAAUUCAUCAAACAUUAUACAUUUAGUUGCCCUCUUCCCAUCUGACACCCCAGCGGCAUAGUUUCUCAGUGUGUGGACGGCCAAUGCCUCCUCAUCCGAGAUGUUCCACUCCUUCACCUUUAUCCUCUCUUGCAAAAUCACCACUUUGAAGGUGUCGGUGUAUAGCUUCUCUGUCCUUUUGUUGAAAGCCAUUUUCUGAAAAUACAUACAAGAGAAAAAAAAGUUUUUAGAGGCAAGUUUAAUAUUCAAGCUAAGAUUAAAUAAGUAAAAGCACACCCUAGUAGCAUAUAAAGUUACGUGUAAAGAACGACCCAGAUAAUAAAGAUAUCACGUUGUUGUCCCCUCCUGCCAACAGAGGGCGCCACCCUCUUUUCGCGUUUAUUUAAGAGGUGAAAUUAUGCUGUUACAGAAGUUCCGGAGUUACUGCUGCAGACAGUGCAUGCAUGCUGCAUGGGAGCACUACUGUCUUAUCCAACGGCCCUUUUAACGUCCAUGGCAAGCAGCUGUGUUCAGUAUUUUAAGUGACUCCUGAAGUUAGUUUAUUCGCUCUGUGCUUACAAUUCCAAACAACGGUUGGUAAAGGCUACUGUUAACAUUAGCAUAGAUAAGACUAGCUCCGUUGAAGUAGGCCAGUUAGACCUCCCCCGUCCACGAGGUAGACGCUAACGGAGCAUAGCAUGUGGCGCAUUCAGCAAAGAUAACUAAGGUAAGAUAUAUAUAUAUUUUAAUUAUUAUUUUUAAAUGCACAAAUCUUUUCUACUCCAUUUAAGGUGUUCAUUUAUGACCAUUACCAUCAAACUUAAAUUAAUAGCCAGGGUUACUUUAUUUGUUUCAAUCGCUGAAAAUUCUUGCUCAGCAAAGAUGGUGAAUACUAUCACAUUUAUUAUUUGAACCAGUAUGAAUAUUACCGUACAUGCAUUAACAUUAACCAAUAACCAGCGCAUCAUUCGAAUAAUGCGCGCAAACUUUCCGGUGGCCGAGUGGUAUAACUGCGUUUGGUCAGAAAGACGUAACCGCUGUGACAACAGCAGACUGGCUUUGGUCUGCUGAUGCCAUGGAUGGACUUCCCGCGUGCCGUGUUUUCCCGCCGAUGUUUUAUGGUUAUGCUGUUGACGGCUUAAAUAAAUGGACUUUAUAAAUUGAGCAGUGAACACAAACUAAGAACUUCUGACAUAUCUCUCGACUUGUACCUAGAAUUUGAAUAUCUAUUUCUCUCAGUAAUAAUUGGUUGUUACCACAACAACUCUUCAUAGUGUGGGUGGGGGUGAAAGAGGAUGGAGUUUCCAUGGAUGGAAUUUGCGCGUGCUGUGUUUUCCCGCCGAUGUGGUAUGGUUAUGCUGUUGAGAGCUUAAAUAAAUGGACUUUAUAAAUUGACUACGAACAAUUAUUGAAGUUUAACACUUUGUUCAGCAAACUUGACCACUGACGGCUUGAACUUUAGGUUGUACUUUUUUUUCUCAGACUCUGCUCUUGUUUGUUUGUUUUUUACGGGUAAACUAAUCUGACGUGACUGCGCAAACUUUGGCCUACUGAUUUUAUGUUUGAAUGUUCCGCCGCCGUUCACAACAUUUACUUUGCGAAUAUCAUUUUCGUUUGGUUUUAUUAUAUCAAUUAAAUACUUUCGAGUGUUUUUAAAGUAGAUUAUCGAAAUAAACUCUGUAUAAAGACAGGUUAAUAUGUGUCAGUUACUUUAUCUGUCGUCUUUUAUCUGUCUUUUCUUCCGUGGAAUGAUGCUCAUGACGUCUGGGCUCGUAUUUAAGGCCUGUCACGGCACGACAUGUCCAUCAUCUCUCCUGUAUACACCGACAGCCCGUCUGAACUAACUAAUGAAAUACCGAUUUUGUUAGCCAGGUUCUUUGAAGCAUUUGUCUGAAUCUAACACAUCUUUCUAUACAUGUCUUUAUUACUUGUGGGUGUAAAAUAAAUUCCUUAUCUUUGUUCUUUUUGUCAAGCAAUGUGAGAUCAACAAUAGGAUCAGGAGGUAUCCAUGGAUGUAUUGCAGCCCCAGCUGUUGUGAUUUACCGCUAAUGAGCACCUCAACGCCGCCCCCUUUGUGAUGUCAGUACUGACCAUAUGCCCACUAAAGCUAACCCUAUUCCUAAUAUCGCAACAGCCACGCACAGGGCAGGCGUCUCUCCCUAGUCGUGCGUCUGAACACGCUGUAAAUCGAGACCUGUUAGCCACGUUUGGUGCUGGCGUUACCAGCUGUUUGUUUCUCUCUACUGGACGCGAGCAGAAAGCUAAAUCGGUCGAGCAGACAGCCUGAGUAGACAUGACAGAGUUCAGCGUGACAGUGGAGCAGCUCAAUGAUUUGUUAACGGAUGAGAGGGGGUUUUAUUGCUGGCCAACGAAACCCGUGGACGAGGUCUGCACUGGGAUUUACGUCGGCAACGAGUCUGCGGCCAUGAACGUGGCGUGUCUGCAGCGCCUGGGCAUCACUCACGUGCUCAACGCUGCCGAGGGAGACUCCCUCAUGCACGUCAACACCAACGCAGAGUUCUACGCCGGCACCGCCAUCACCUACCACGGCGUGGCGGCCAGCGACACCGACCACUUCGACCUCAGCCCUUUCUUUGAGGAGGCGGCGGACUUCAUGGCGAGAGCCUUGGCGCACAACGACGGAAAAGGCAAGGUGUUGGUCCACUGCAGGGAGGGCUACAGCCGCUCGCCCGCCCUGGUCAUCGCCUUCCUCAUGCUGCGCCGGCGCCUCGACGUCCACUCCGCCCUGGCAACCGUGCGCCACCAGAGGGAGAUCGGCCCCAACGACGGCUUCCUGCGACAGCUCUGUCGGCUCAACCAGAGGCUGCUUGCCACGGGCACGUCCUGAAGAGAUUGGCGUAUGUCGCAGGAAGUGGAAGUCGCUCAGGGACAGAUACAUGAGACACCAAAAGAGGGAAAAAGAGGGAAAAAAGAGCGUGUCAGCGGCAGGGACAGUGAAGAGAUGGAAAUUCGCUGGGGUCCUGUCCUUCCUCGACCCCUUUGUCACCCCGAGGGAGACCAGCAGCAACUUACCUCGGGGGGCAGAGGAGGUAGAGGAGGACGGGGCUCCAGAUACUUCACUGUCAGGGGCAGGAGAAGAUGAGGAGCUUGAGGAGGCAGCAGCAGGGCCAUCGCACAUGGACGCUGCUCCUGCUCCUGCUCCUGCUCCUGCUCCUGCUCCUGCUCCUGCCCCUGCCCCUGCCCCUGCCCCUGCCCCUGCCCCU